GAGCACUCUGGUCUCAGGAAUGUCUUGGUCUCGGUUAGGGUGGUCUUGACUACAACACUAGCUCACAGUGUCUUUGUGAUGCAGAAAUAAGUUAAAAAUGUUUAAAUCAGACUCAUAUUUAUUUAUCACAUCUCAACUUCUUUCAUUCAGAAUGCUGAAUUAGCGGUGCAAUAUUUGGUUAAAUUAAAAUAUGAGAAUCUGGUACACAAAGUUAGAUAAGCUAAGAGCCCUUCCUUAAGUGAACUGGAACUACCUUACAUGGAAAUGUUGUACAGCCAAAACUUUGCAAUAUGUAAUAGUGUUAUAAUUCUUAUCAGAUUUGACGCCGCUUCCUUUUUGCCCCUGCAGUUCCUCGGACCAUCAACAAACAUUAAAACAAUCACAUAACCAACCCUCCAGACUCUGACCUCAUGUGUAAUUCUCCUCCACUGUUAUAUGGAUUCAGAGAGGGAGAGGUCGGUGACGUGAAUCACUCACUUAUUCCAGGAACUCGCGGCCCAAAGAUACUUCCUCUGAAAGCUUUUCUAUCCUCUCUGGAAGAUGAGUCGUGAUAUUUUUUUCUUAAUUAAUUUAAGAGAGUGACAAACCAUGAAUGAUUAUAAACACAAGUAUAAAGUGUCUCCUUACAGUCACAUGUGAACCUGAACAAAUUGUUUGAAAUCAGCUCAAAUACAUCAGGGCAAAGCAAGCAGCACCUCAUAAUGAACUCUGCUCUGCAUAAAAUGAGCAGCUGGCAGCAGUAGCAGACAGUCUCCAGAUAAGGCAGUCAGUAGAGACUUCACCAGCAUGAAUCACAUUUUAUUUAUCGGCCAAGUCAUUGGCAUCUUCUCCAUCUCUGCCAUUUUGCUCUUCCUCCUGGCAAAGCUGGUCUGCCGCCCGCCGGGCGUCAUGCAGGACGGUUACGGCUACGCGGUGCUGAUAACGGGCUGCGACAGCGGCUUCGGGCACCAGCUGGCUCGAUCCUUGGACCAGAGAGGGUUUGUGGUCUUUGCCGGAUGUUUGUGUCCAGAAGGAGCCGGGGCCCGCAGCCUGCAGAGCCUGAGCUCCACAAAUCUGAGAAUCCUCAAGCUGGACGUGACCAGUGAUGAAGACGUGAAGCAGGCGAAGAAGAUUGUUCAGGAAAACUUACCAGAGAAAGGCCUGUGGGCGGUCGUGAACAAUGCAGGCAUCUCCGACUGGGCUGAGAUCGAAUGGAGCACCAUUGAAGAUUUCCACAACAUGGUUGACAUCAACCUUUUCGGCUGCAUCAGGACCUCCAUCGCGUUUCUACCUCUGGUCCGUGCCACCAAAGGUCGGAUGGUGUUCAUGUCCAGCAUCUUCUCCUUCUUCAACUGCCUGAACAUGGGAGCGUACAGCGUGUCAAAGAGAGGGCUGGAGGCGUUUGCGGACUGCCUCAGGGUGGAAAUGGCCAGUUUUGGCGUGAAGGUCAGCAUCAUCCAGCCCGGUAACUUCGGCCAAGCCACCAACAUCGUGAGGAUGAAAACGGCUUACGAUAUUUGGGAGAAACUAGACGACGACCGAAAGCAGAGGUUCAACCAGCAUUACAUUAAACUCGCCAACGAGUACUUCCUGUCCACAUGUAAGAGCGGAUUCAAGAACGGCGACCUCGUCAUCAACGCCAUGCUGCACGCCGUCACGUCCGCUAAACCUAGAUGCAGAUACCUGCUGGUGUCGACGAUGGAUAUGUGUUUCUUCAAGCUCUUCCCGUUUCUCCCCACGGCGGUCACUGAUGCGGUGUUUACGCUCAGCUCCAUGUACACCAAAAGAAAACAAAUGCUACAUGCCAAAUAGGAAAGAUGACUUUGAAGAAAUAAGGAAGCAUCAGAAGCAAAGACACAAAUGAUUUGCUUUACUUCUUUUAAAUUGCACUCUUUUUGCAUAAAUUAUAUUUCAAUAACUGUUUUUAUUGUAUGUUUUAAAAUGUUUAAUUCAUCUUAAACUGUCUGUUAGAAUAAAAAGUUUGGACCAUGA
This is a messenger RNA of Labrus mixtus (cuckoo wrasse), 1971 nucleotides long. RefSeq lists its product as uncharacterized. The record is from RefSeq and is a predicted model, not a curated record. Gene Ontology annotation, molecular function: oxidoreductase activity. NCBI's taxonomy places the organism in Eukaryota, Metazoa, Chordata, Actinopteri, Labriformes, Labridae. The coding region runs from base 787 to 1791 and encodes 334 amino acids. The transcript has 4 exons.